AUGCCUACUCGCUCGGACGCGGCGGCUCCGGAAUCUAUUCCUCCAACAGCACCGGCACCAUCGGCAGCUGUUUCGUCCACAACGGCAUUAACAGAGACAGCAAAUACUAGUUUUGGGCGUAUUCAAGGAAACCCUAUCAAGGACUACCGCCGCCUAGCCCCCCGCCACCUCGAACCUAGGGCAAAGACUCGUAAAGAACCAGAGAAGCGAGAAGAUAGCUCUCGUGAGGAGUCAAACAUGGAGGAAUCACUACUGGAUAGAAAGGAUGGUCAUAUCGAGGUGGACAAUGAUUAUGUGGAGGUGUCUCCCCAUAACAUAAACAGGGAGGAGAAAGAGCGUUAUACUACUGGCGGAAAGCACAAGCCCUCCAGAGAUAAGUCUCUAUCGCACCCCCCCACUAGGAUGUCAUCACGACAACACCCCCGGGAGAGAGUAGCGGUGGACAUAACCACCCUCUAUAAAGAGCAGAAUGCCAAACUCCUUGAAGCCGAAGGUACCAUCCUUGAAAAGGACAGGCAGAUAAACGCCCUAACAGAAACUAUAACCCGUCUGCACCUCCGAGAUGGCGGAAUCUCUCGAGAUGAUAAAUACUUCGUCACCGAAUUCUCUGAUAUUACAAACUCGAUAACAGCAUGGACUAUGACCUACUUCCAGAAGAGUCAGUGGCAAGAGAUCACAGACCUUAACGCGCUGCCAAUAGAAUUGGUGCAAACGGUGAAGAAUGUUGUGUGCGAUUCCACGAAUGUCUUGCGAUCUAUAAAGUCGGGGCGGGAAGUUAUAAAUGCUAUAGUGAUCAAUACUAUAUACAUCUGUUUAUUUGGACCCUUUCUUUUUGGCGCGCCUGACGCUGGAAAUUCCCUACGUUUCGUAGGGCCUCAACUUCAAGGAAGUGAUUUUCAAAUUCAACGGUGGCGUGCACUUACUGUCAACCUACUCGCCCAAGGCCCCGGGUAUGAGCGCCGAUACAAUGAGGACAUCUUCUCAGUCGCAGCAUCUCUCGCCAACUUGUUAGCCCCUCUGGCGCCUGAGGGAUCCGACGCGAAACCUAGAAAUGCCGAUCUUCAUAAGAUUGUGGGACAUGCAGCCGCUUUGUCUGUAGAGAUACGCAAGCAAUCCGAUCAAAUCUACCUUUUGCCUAUACAGCCCGGAGUGCUGUUCAAAUCAGACAUCAUGGAAGACCUCAAUUGCGAGUAUGAACUGUACGAACUAGAGGGAAAGGCAAUUGUCCAGGUCCCUAUAUUCCCAGCCAUCAUGAGAAGAUCUUGUCCGCCAGGUGGAGUGCUAGAUGAGCCACACAAUUUGAUGAAGGCAAGGGUCACGACUAUGUUCGUCGAUAACGAGUAA
Molecule: messenger RNA, 1344 nt
Organism: Morchella importuna
Lineage: Eukaryota; Fungi; Ascomycota; Pezizomycetes; Pezizales; Morchellaceae
Exons: 4
Coding region: 1-1344 (447 amino acids)
Source: RefSeq, a predicted model, not a curated record